Messenger RNA from Lathyrus oleraceus (garden pea), 1017 nucleotides. RefSeq lists its product as uncharacterized. Lineage: Eukaryota; Viridiplantae; Streptophyta; Magnoliopsida; Fabales; Fabaceae. The record is from RefSeq and is a predicted model, not a curated record. Bases 196 to 771 code for a protein of 191 amino acids. Gene Ontology annotation, molecular function: ADP binding. The transcript has 3 exons.
GUACAACGUCAACAGAACAAUGAACUGAUUCCUCACUUAAAGUCAACGUCAAUAACUUGUUUCGCCACAUAUUUAUGAAUGUAAAUUGAAAUUUGGUCAAACGAAGCUUUCUCAGAUCUUAGAUCUUAGUGCGUUGCGGCAGAGGCGUGAAACUUAGACUUUCCCUAAUCUAAUUGUGGUCUUGCAACCAUCAGUAUGGACAUGCGCCAACCACGCAGGAUUAGGAUGUCUAGUUCGAGGAAUGGAAAUAUUUCCAACGUGGAUGAUAAGGUUAAGGAACAGAUUAUGGAUGCACUACGAGUGAGAGACCAAGAAGAAAAAAUUAUCGGAUUAUGCGGGCCAGAUAAAAGAGUUAGGGCUUCUGUAAAAACAAUUAUAAGAAGAGUUGAGAGAGAUGGAUUGUUCAAAAAGAUUGUCAGAGCAACUGUGACUAAGAAACAAGACAUUACAAAUAUCCAAAUGCAAAUUGGUGAUGCAAUAGGUCUCUAUUUUGAUGAUAUGACGGAUCUAGCUGAAUCAACUUGUUUCAUGUUUUUCAGUAGUAGUAAAAAUACGAGAACUACAGAAAGAGCUAAUCUUCUAUGUGCUACGAUGAAGGACCUGCAUACAAUCCUAGUUGUACUGUAUGAUCUUCAUGGAAGACUCGAUUUAGGUGAGAUCGGUAUCCCCUUUGGUGAAGAUCAUAAUGGUUGCCAGAUAUUGCUGACAUCUACAAGUUUGGAGGUUUUAUCCAAAGAAAUGAAGGUUCAUAAAUUGAUACAAUUAUCAUAGACAUGACAUGAUGGCGAAGCAGAGAUGAUGAAAAUCUGAAGUACAAAGAUGGACAUCAUUUGAAAAACACCAUGGUUGAGUUGAGAGAUUCUUGACAAAUGCUUUAUAGUUUUUUUUGUCAUAUGCUUGUUGUGUUUGUAAUCUAAGAUAUGACCAGUUCUGUUUGUAGGAACUGCCUUGAUGUUACUAUCACCAUAUAAUAUUGGCAGUCGACCAUAUAAUAAUGUGUAAGUCGAGAUUGCCUUA